AUGAACUUGUUCAACUCUGCUCUUGGGGAAAACAUCACUUUUGUGCGUCCUGCAUAUUUUGUCAUAAGUGGUUUUUCAGGUAUCCCAAAUAUGAAGUAUUACUAUGUCUUUCUCCUUUUUGUUUAUAUUUUGUCAGUACUGGGAAACGCAGCUGUAAUGGCCCUAAUAAUCUUAGAUUAUAAUCUGAGAACUCCAAAAUACAUUGCAGUUUUUAACCUUGCAUUUGUGGACCUGUUUGGUAGCUCUGCUCUGGUGCCUAAACUUCUUGACAUUUUUCUGUUUAACCAUUUCUACAUCCCGUACAAUGACUGCAUGGCAUUCUUUUUUUUCUGCUUCACCUGCCUUUCAAUGCAGGCUCUUAAUCUGGUCGCACUCGCCUAUGACAGACUUGUAGCUAUAAUCUUCCCACUGCACUAUCACGUGAAGGUGACCCACAGGUCCAUGCUGUCUUUGAUUGCCUCUUUCUGGGUCUUGGUCAUUGUUGUUGUACUUAUUGCUGUUGGUCUUCUGACAAGACUUUCCUUCUGUAAGUCUGUGGUCAUUAAUAGCUAUUUCUGUGACCAUGGCCAGAUGUACAAGCUUGCCUGCAAUGACUAUUUUCCCAACACUGUCAUUGGUAUGUUGUUACCACUUCUAAUUCUUUGGCUUCCACUGGUAUUUAUCUUGUUAAGUUAUUUAUAUAUUGGCUAUACAUUGUCUAAAGUAUCCACAGUUCACGAAAGAGUGAAGGCCUUUAAAACCUGCACAGCUCAUCUUUCCUUAGUGGCAAUCUAUUUCAUCCCAAUAUUAAUCACAUUUACAAUGAGUGCACGUAUACAUCCAAAUGCCAGGAUCAUAAACCUGUCUCUGACCUCCGUGUUCCCUCCCAUGUUGAACCCAAUCAUUUAUGUUCUGCAGACACAAGAAAUAAAACAAUCUGUCAAAAAGUUGUUGAAAAUCAAAGUGCAAUCCAAAAGUAAGGUAAAAAACACAAUGUAA
Molecule: messenger RNA, 978 nt
Organism: Micropterus dolomieu (smallmouth bass)
Lineage: Eukaryota; Metazoa; Chordata; Actinopteri; Centrarchiformes; Centrarchidae
Product: olfactory receptor 1-like
Exons: 1
Coding region: 1-978 (325 amino acids)
Biological process (GO): G protein-coupled receptor signaling pathway
Cellular component (GO): membrane
Molecular function (GO): G protein-coupled receptor activity; olfactory receptor activity
Source: RefSeq, a predicted model, not a curated record